Messenger RNA from Trypanosoma theileri, 585 nucleotides. RefSeq lists its product as uncharacterized. Lineage: Eukaryota; Euglenozoa; Kinetoplastea; Trypanosomatida; Trypanosomatidae. The record is from RefSeq and is a predicted model, not a curated record. The transcript has a single exon. The coding region runs from base 1 to 585 and encodes 194 amino acids.
AUGAAUACUCGUGAGGAACCGGAAUCAAAAUCACCGCGUCUGGGCCAAGAUGAGAUGAAUGAUCUUGUGCGUCGACUGUACGACACCCAAAUGGAGCGUGCGGCUAAACGAGAGGAGGAGAGACGUCGCGAACUGGAAAGAUCACGUUCACCUCAAAAGCAAAUUCGGAAGGAAGAAGAAGAAGAUCUUGUUCGUCGUAUUUACGAUCAACAGCUAGAGCGAUUCCGGCACAGUAGAGAAGAGCGUGAGCGCCGGAUCUAUGAGGAAACACACCGCAACGAUAAGAAAUUGCCAGAGUCCGAUAUACAAGAUCAGGUAGACCGUAUCUACACACAGGAGCUUGCGAAGAGCAAAGCACGGCGUGAGGAACUACAGAAACGGUACUUGCCUGAGGCAAAAGUAAAGACAAUUGGUAAGAAUCAACUAAAGGAAAGUGUGGAGCGUCUUUCUCAUGUGGACUAUGCAAAGCGGGAUGAGGAACUCUUUAAGAAACAUGUCUAUCCAUAUGAUCCACCAACCACAAAGAUCUCACGAUCAGAAGUAGAAGCUAUGGCGAACCGUCUGUCGACGAAAGGUAAUGCAUAG